Messenger RNA from Klebsormidium nitens, 2820 nucleotides. NCBI's taxonomy places the organism in Eukaryota, Viridiplantae, Streptophyta, Klebsormidiophyceae, Klebsormidiales, Klebsormidiaceae. The record is from the annotation of a GenBank genome assembly.
AUGGCCUUUGAGGUCCGCCGUGUGAUUACCUGUGCGCACGAAGAGCAGAUUCUGUGUGUGGCAUACAAUCUGAAUAAGAAGGAGCUCUAUAGUGGGGCGCAGGACGGACUGAUCAAGGUUUGGGACAUCGAUUCGGGCAAGGCGGUCCGCACUCAAGAUGGCCACACCGGCUGGAUCAACGACCUCAACUUUUCAAGCGCCACUCGGCUGCUGUUCUCAGCAUCCCUGGAUGGAACAAUCCGAGUAUGGAGCGAGAGGGGGAGGCAGCUGCAGGUAGUCGAGUUUUCUGGGCCAGUCUUUGCCCUCGCUUGGAACAGCAAGCGACGGCAUCUGAUUGCGGGAGGCAACGGCCUUGUACAAGUCUACCGCGCAAUUCGGCCUGACGCAGAAGGCAUGAAGAAAGCUCAGGAAGGGAAGGGUGAGGUGAAGAUACUGAAGCCGGUCAACUCCCAUCGGAGCCACACCGACCUCGUCCGCGCCGUUUGCUGCGCGGAGAACGGCAAAGUCUUCACGGCAGGGUUCGACCGUACGGUCUGCAUCUCGGACAGCGAGCGCGUGAAGGAGACGUGUCAGCCCAUCAAGAACGCACAUGCCGGCGCGAUCUGCACCGCGUGUCUGGACACCAACAAUGGCUGGCUUCUCACGGGCGGCUUCGACGGGAAGGUCAAGCUUUGGAGCUCCGAGGGCCACAGCGUCGACGUUCUUGACGUCAGCUUGGAGGCCGUUACAGGGAUAGCGUACGUGCCGCACACGAAGUCUUAUUGGAUCACGGGGAAAUCCCAACGAAUGAUGGUAUACGACCCCCGCAUCCCGCUGGAUAUGACCCCAUACGUGGAGAGCACCAGCCGUUUCCUGGACUACCCGGUCCAAAAAGUCUGCCAUCCCCCGGGCACCGAUCUAGUUCUCGGGGUGGGUUUCCAAAAGCAGUUAGUGGUUUGGCGGUAUAACCCGUUUGGAGCCCACCGGGUUAUGAAGGGCGGUUUCGACAGCAUCGAAUGUAUGGUAGCAGUCAAACGAAACAUCGGGCGAAGCCUAGAGGGUUCGCGAAACCAGGGUCUGGUUAGCACGUCGUUACCUACGGAGGCAAACGGGACGCAGUCCAAAAACGAGCCGGUUGUUUGGUUUGGUGAGCGGGUUAGCGACGGGAUUAGCGGUGAAGCUGCCAGGGGUUCUUUCGGGACGGACUUUGGGCGGAGAACUAGUAGCGGCGGGCAGGCUUCGACGUCCGGUUCGGUGGGGUACCGGGGGACCGUUUCUACGCAAGGCUCGUUUACAAGGAGUGCGCCUCAGGGGAAAGAGGCGCACAGCAUACAGAUCUACACGGCGGGAACAGAGGGGCGCAUUUUCAAAUGGACCCCCGGAAACGAACUCACCACCGACGUAUACGCUAUCGACAACGACGACCUGCGGGGCCACGAGGGGCCCAUCCUGUGCAUAGCGUAUGACAGCGACGCGGACCUUUUGAUCACCGGGUCGGAGGAUAAGACCAUCCGCUUAUGGCAGCUUGACAGCUCCGUAUGCGCCGAGGAUUUGCAGCAGGCCGAUCAGGAGAGGCGCCAGUCGGAGGCGCCGGCGACCGCGGCCGCAUCCGCGGCCGCGAGCGCGGCCCCGAGGCGGUCCCUUCGAUCGGGGGCCGAUCUGAGCGAGCCAUUGACCGGGCACACGGACCGAGUGGUGGCGCUCGCGUGCUGCAGGGACAAGAUCGUAGCGAGCGUCAGCCACGAUCGGUCCCUCCGGUUCUGGGACAUCCACAAAAGGGUGCAGAUCGGGUGUGUCGAGGACGCGCAUGAGGGGACGAUCUGCGACGUGGCCUACUCGGAGGAGCGCGACGAGGUCGCGACCGCGGGCGCGGACUGCGCGAUUAAGAUCUGGUGCGCGGUCACGCGCGCGCUGAAGCGCGUCAUCUCGGGCCACACGGGUGACGUCACGCACGUACGAUGGACGUCGCUCCGGGGCGGGAUGUGGGUAACCGCGUCGGAAGACGGAACGAUCCGGACGUGGCUGCCGGACGACGGGAAGUGCCGCUCGGCAAGGAGCUAUAAAGGUGCGGAGUUGUCUGCCUACUGUUUCUCGUUUGGCGAUAGCGGGGAGCCGAUCACAGCCAUGUUGGUGGACGAGCACACCGGCGUCAUUCUGGCGGCGACGUUUGGGAAGGCGAUCAACUGCUACGACAUGGAUCUCAAUGACGUGCAUAAGCCGUACACGGGUUGCAAGGACGUUGUGCGCGCACUCGCGCACGUCGACGAGCGCGGCAUCUACCUUUCCGCUUCUCAGGACAAGUGCUUGCGCGCGUGGCUCGCGCCAUCGCGCAAGGCGGCCGCGGCGCCGGCUUCGGCGCAGCCGGAGGAAGGCCGCAAGCGCUCCGACACUCUGUUCGUUAUCGAGGAGCAAGUGGCGGCUCUCGAGGAGGGCCACACGCCCAACGUGCAGCAGAUUGAGGAGGCGGCCGCGCGUGACAGCUUCAGCAGCGCGUACGCGCGCGCGCACCCCCUGACCGUGCCCAGAUCGCUACGCGGAAAGGAGCAGUGGGGGCCGGGGCUAACGAGGGAGGCCGGUGUUGCGAAGAAAGCAGGUCGUCGGCUGACGGUCGACGCCGCGGCCGCGGCCGCGCCCGACGACCCGUCCGUUCCCCCGGUCACGCACGCGCACCUCGCCGGGAAGCUGCGCGAGCUGGAAGAGAACCUCCAGUCGGCGUUUUAUAACCCGAGCGACAUACCGGUGCGCCGGAGCAAGGGGCCGACGGCCAGCUUGGCACGCACGAGCAACUCGCGCGUCAACAGCCGGUUGGGGCACGGGGGGAACUCAUCGCCCAAGCGAUAG